AUGGAAGCAUGGAAUCGCUUGGAAGAUAUUUUUCAGGACAUCCAAAAUGCUCGAGCUGUCACUCUUGAGCAAGAGUUUUCUAACACUCAUAUGGAGGAUUUUCUCAAUGUCUCAGCUUACUGUCAGUGUCUUAAGAUGCUUUCUGAUCAGUUGAGAAAUGUCGGCUCCCCUGUCAACAAUCAUCGUCUGGUCCUUCAGCUGAUCUCUGGUCUCCCAGAAGCUUACCGUAAUGUUGCUACUUUGAUUCGCCAGAGCAACCCUCUUCCGGCAUUCUAUCAGGCUCGUUCCAUGAUCACUUUGGAAGAAGCCGGUAUGGCUAAGAUGGAAUACACAGGCUCUCAUGUUGUUAUGCGCACCACUCAAUCGAAACCUACUGAAGACACCUCUCAGUGUGGCAAUUGUCGUCCCGACAACCGUUCUUGCUCCCGUGGCAACCAGGGUCGCGGAGGGGGACAUGGUAACCACAGUGCACCGCAUUCUGGAGCUCCCAAUGCUCCCUCACCUUGGUCCUCUCCUCCUUGGAAACAACAACAACAACACCCAACCUGGCAACCAUGGGGUUGGACUCCACCACCAUGGACUAUGCCACUAUGUUCGUAUCCCACCUCUCAGUGGACACGCCCUGCUAGUCCUCCUAAGCAGCCAGGCAUUCUAGGACAACAUCCUCAGGUGUAUGCAACCUCUACCUCAUCUCAGAUACCGACAAACAUCCGCAAUGCAUAUCAUGUCACUCCACACUCUUGA
Messenger RNA from Lathyrus oleraceus (garden pea), 744 nucleotides. RefSeq lists its product as uncharacterized. Bases 1 to 744 code for a protein of 247 amino acids. The transcript has a single exon. Lineage: Eukaryota; Viridiplantae; Streptophyta; Magnoliopsida; Fabales; Fabaceae. The record is from RefSeq and is a predicted model, not a curated record.